Molecule: messenger RNA, 1099 nt
Organism: Trematomus bernacchii (emerald rockcod)
Lineage: Eukaryota; Metazoa; Chordata; Actinopteri; Perciformes; Nototheniidae
Product: polypyrimidine tract-binding protein 2-like
Biological process (GO): mRNA processing; regulation of RNA splicing
Cellular component (GO): nucleus
Molecular function (GO): mRNA binding
Source: RefSeq, a predicted model, not a curated record
UCCAUUUUGCAGUGUGUGUGUGUGUGUGUGCGCAGUGAGGGUGCGCAGUGUCACAGGGAGUAAACAGCAGCAGCAGGACGCACUGAGACAUUCUGCAGAAAUGGACGGCAUCAGUGACGUUGCAGUUGGAGUGAAGAGAGGAUCAGACGAGCUGAGUCUGUACAGCAGCUCCAACUCGGCCCUGAGCAGCAUCACUGACGGCUCUAAUGGCAGUGACAGUAAGAAGCUGAGAGUGGAAGAGGCCCCCCCCUCCAGAGUGCUCCACAUCAGGAAGCUUCCCAACGAGGCGUCGGAGACGGAGGUCAUCGCGCUCGGCCUGCCGUUCGGAAAGGUCACGAACAUCCUGACCCUGAAGGGCAAGAACCAGGCGUUCCUGGAGAUGGGGACGGAGGAGACGGCCGUCACCAUGGUCAACUACUACACCACGGUCACUCCUCACAUCCGCAACGUGCCCGUCUUCAUCCAGUACUCCAACCACAAAGAGCUGAAGACAGACAGCGGCAACCAGAGGACGCAGGCGGUGCUGCAGGCGGUGUCAGCUGUGCAGUCGGGGGGGUCUCCCAGCUCUGAUGUCCAGGAGGCUCUGGCUGCUGCCUCCAGCCCCGUGCUGAGGAUCAUCAUCGACAACAUGUUCUACCCCGUAACACUGGACGUACUGCAGCAGAUUUUCUCCAAGUUCGGCACGGUGAUGAAGAUAAUCACGUUCACAAAGAACAAUCAGUUCCAGGCUCUGCUCCAGUUCAGCGAGCCAGUCAACGCCCAGCAGGCCAAACUGGCGCUGGAUGGGCAGAACAUCUACAACUCGUGCUGCACGCUGCGCAUCGACUUCUCCAAGCUGGUGAACCUGAACGUGAAGUACAACAACGAUAAGAGCCGAGACUACACCCGACCAGAGCUGCCAGCUGGAGACGGGCAGCCGAACCUCGAAUCCUCCGUCAACGCCUUCAACAAGGACUCCGGCUCGCUGCUCGGGAAGAUCCCAGGAGCUCUGAACCCUCUCAGUGCAGCAGCAGCAGCGGCGGCUGCAGCCGGGCGGGUCGCUCUGUCCGGACAGAACGGGUCCAGUGGGGUGCUGCUGGUCAGCAACCUCAACGAGGAG